This is a messenger RNA of Vicia villosa (hairy vetch), 1046 nucleotides long. RefSeq names its product aquaporin SIP1-2-like. The transcript has a single exon. Gene Ontology annotation, molecular function: water channel activity. Lineage: Eukaryota; Viridiplantae; Streptophyta; Magnoliopsida; Fabales; Fabaceae. Bases 148 to 867 code for a protein of 239 amino acids. Gene Ontology annotation, cellular component: membrane. The record is from RefSeq and is a predicted model, not a curated record. Gene Ontology annotation, biological process: transmembrane transport.
CACGAAUCAAGAUAGAGAAUAACACGUGUUCAACUUACAUCCAUAGAAUUCUCUUCCCUCACUAAUUAUCCACCAACAAAUCCAAACUGAGCAAGUGAGUGUUAGAGUUCCUACUCCAAGUUUCAACUUCAAAAAGAAGGAAAAAAAAUGGGUGUGAUUAAAUCAGCUAUAUCAGAUGCAAUUCUAACAUCAAUAUUCGUUUUCUUCAUCUCAACACUAAGAAUUCUCACUUCAAAAACAGCUUUUCUUCUCAAUCUGGAACCAGUUUCACUACCAGGCCUAUUCAUCACAACCAUCCUAAACACAAUAAUCAUCCUCACAAUAACCCUAAUAGGAAGAAUCUUAGGAGGUGCUAGCUUCAACCCUUCCUCAACAAUUUCCUUCUACACAUUAGGACUAAGACCCGAUUCAUCUCUCCUAUCAAUGUCCAUUAGAUUUCCAGCUCAAGCAAUCGGCGGAGCUAUCGGUAUCAAAGCAAUCCUUCAUGUCAUACCAAGUGAGUAUCUACACAUGGUGAAAGGUCCUUCUUUGAAAGUUGAUAUUCAUACAGGAGCUAUAGCUGAAGGAGUUUUGAGUUUUACUCAUAACUUCGUUAUUAUACUAGUUAUGCUUAGGGGUCCUAAGAAUCCUUGGUUGAAGGUUUAUUUGCUUUCUGUUACAACUUUGGUUUUGGUUGUUUUGGGUUCUGGUUAUACAGGACCUUCUUUGAACCCUGCUAAUGCUUUUGGUUGGGCUUAUGUGAAUGAUAAGCAUAAUACUUUGGAGCAGUUUUAUGUGUUUUGGAUAUGUCCUUUGAUUGGAGCUUCUCUUGCUGCUUUGGUUUAUCGAUUUGCGUUUAUGUCACCAGUUAAGGAGAAGAAGGCUUGAGUUGAUGGAUAAGUUCAAAAUUGUAUUCUGCAACCGCAAUUGUAACCAAAACAUGACGAUUUUAGAGGCUUCUAGGGCGACAUUUUAAUCGAAAUUGUCAAUUGUUUGUUUGUAAUUUAGGUUUCUAGUGUAAAACUGUAACUCUAAUUUAGAACCAUUAAGGAGUUUAAACUUGUUAA